Messenger RNA from Scomber scombrus (Atlantic mackerel), 7245 nucleotides. It is a transcript of the gene trappc8, whose product is annotated as trafficking protein particle complex subunit 8. Gene Ontology annotation, cellular component: TRAPPIII protein complex; phagophore assembly site; cytoplasmic vesicle. The transcript has 30 exons. The record is from RefSeq and is a predicted model, not a curated record. Gene Ontology annotation, molecular function: protein binding. Gene Ontology annotation, biological process: endoplasmic reticulum to Golgi vesicle-mediated transport; protein localization to phagophore assembly site. NCBI's taxonomy places the organism in Eukaryota, Metazoa, Chordata, Actinopteri, Scombriformes, Scombridae. The coding region runs from base 118 to 4590 and encodes 1490 amino acids.
CAACAUGGCAGUUGUCUGCUAGUCGAGGAUGAGUUGUCUUAAGCAAUGAAACAAUCAGGCUUACUUAAACUAUAAGUAUCAUUUCUCUUUGUUAUCUGCUCUUGACGCUGGUCUGACAUGGCCCAAUGUGUUCAGUCUGUGCUGGAGUUCGUCCAGGACUCCUUCGUCCCGAUGGUGUCCGUCUUGUGCAGCGAAGAAGCGGAGAGAGUAACGCGCAAGAACAACCUGAAUUUCGUUGAACUGCUGCGGCCUUUCUGCAGACUAACGUCCGAUGGUCACAUCCGGGAUCCCAACAACCAGGUGCAAGCCGUCAAGAACCUGCGCAUUUGUGUCAAUAAUGUGGUGACCAGCCCAAGCACAAUGUCGGCUUCACUCAGCCCCGCCCAGCGCCGACUGCUCAAUGAAGUGGUAUUAUCCUGCCAGCCACAAGAGAAUAGUGUGGCCAACGUGAUCACAGCAGGAGACAAUGACCUUCACUUCAGUGAUCACUCUGUUAAAGCUAGCACCCCCUGGUACAGUGCCUGGAGAAAAACACUGUUGGAAGUCAGCACCUCCAAGCACUACACAGCAACCACACCCUGGUUUGAAGCCUACAGGGAGAACUUCCUGCAGUCAAUGCCUGCCUCCGACCAUGAGUUCCUCAAUCACUACCUCGCCUGCAUGCUGGUGGUAUCCUCCACUGAGGCUGUCCCUGUGGAGCAGUUCCUCAAGCUUUCCCAGGAGCAGCAUCGGAUUCAGCACAGUGGAGAAUACACUACCCCCAAGUGGUUUAUCCCAAACACACUUAAGUACUACGUCUUACUGCAUGACAUGACUGAAGGGGAUGAACAGAGGGCAGAUACUGUGUAUGAGGAUAUGAAACAAAGGUAUGGUCCUCAGGGCUGCUAUCUGUUGAAAAUGAACUCUCGUACCUUCUCAGCUGAAGAAGAUGAACAGAUUCCAGACCCCUGGAGUCAGUACCUGCACAAAAAUAACCUGCAUAACCAGGAUAUGCUUGAUGAUCUAGCCCCAAAUCUUAACAGUUCUGCUGUUGAAAAUGAUGUCAGUGCAGCUGAAGUGGACCAUCACCACUUAACAAAGAAAGAUGGAGUGUUCAACAGCCUGGAGAAUCAUCCUCUCCAGCUGGACUCGGUGAGCAGCUCUGGGAGUCUGCACACCCUUGGUGCUGUCAAUACUGACCCGAAGAAAGGUGUAAGGGAUCCCGAGAACGUGGUUGGGGGAGCGGGGAGCCAUGGGGCAUGUCUGACACUGAAUGACCAUGACCACAUCAGACAAUUCAUUCAAGAAUUCACCUUCAGAGGCCUGCUGCCACACAUAGAGAAGAACAUCAGACAGCUCAAUGACCAGCUGGUCUCCAGAAAAGGUCUAAGUCGGUCUCUUUUCACUGCGACCAAGAAGUGGUUUGGUGGAGGAAAGGUUCCAGAGAAGAGCAUCAGUGAGCCAAAGAGCACGUGUGGCCUUCUCUAUCCCCCAGAAGCCCCUGAACUGCAGAUCAGGAAGAUGGCUGACCUGUGCUUCCUGGUCCAGCACUAUGAACUGGCCUACAGCUGUUAUCACACUGCCAAGAAAGACUUUCUGUCAGACCAGGCCAUGCUGUAUGCUGCAGGGGCAUUGGAAAUGGCUGCAGUGUCAGCUUUUCUGCAGGCUGGAGCUCCGAGACCAUAUCCAGCACACUACAUGGACACUGCAAUACAGACAUACAGAGAAGUCUGCAAGAACAUGGUGCUGGCUGAACGCUGUGCUUUACUCAGCGCUGAGAUACUCAAGAGUCAAGGCAAAUACUCAGAGGCUGCAACUCUCCUUAUUAAAAUGACCAGUGAGGACUCUGACUUACGCAGUGCUCUGCUGUUGGAACAGGCCGCCCACUGCUUCAUUAAUAUGCGUAAUCCCAUGCUGCGCAAGUUUGCCUUCCAUAUGAUCCUUGCUGGUCAUCGUUUCAGCAAAGCAGGACAGAAGAAGCAUGCACUGCGCUGUUACUGCCAAGCCAUGCAGGUGUACAAGGGGAGGGGCUGGUCUUUGGCAGAGGACCAUAUCAACUUCACAAUUGGUCGUCAGUCCUUCACGCUUCACCAGCCAGAGAACGCUGUAACAGCUUUCAGACAGAUCCUGACCAAUGACAGCAAGCAGACAGCCACACAGCAGGGUGCCUUUCUCAGAGAGUAUCUCUAUGUUUACAAGAGUGUUAUGGGAGGAAAUGAAGUCAGCCUCCCCCAGCUGCCUCUGCCCUGCAUCCACAGCUCAGCCACAAGAGUCUACUUUGGACAUGAACGCUGCCUUGCAGAGGGUGAAAAGCAGGCAGCCACCCAUGUGUCCCUGGACCAGGAGUAUGACCUGGAUUUAGCAGCCAUGUGGAGCAAUCUAGAGGAGCAGCUUGUGGCUGCCGUCAACCGGGGGGUCGUCCCAGGAAAUUUCCAGCCUACCCAGUGCUGCCUGAACAGCCAGACAGACAAUCUGCAUCAUCCACUGGCUGUGGUGGAAGAGCCGAUCAUAGUGGAGGUGACAUUUAGUAACCCUCUUAAGGUUUCCCUGGCAUUGUCCAACCUCUCACUGCUCUGGAGGUUCACUGCCGAUGGCGUGUCUCCAUCUCAGGAGAAGACGACAGAAGAGUUCUCAGGAGAGACCGUCACCAAUGAGAAGGAUACCCUGGCUCCAGGGAUGACACAGAAAGAUGAAGUUGUCACCACUGAGAUCAUCCUGGAAUUUCACAUGGGUCCAGAGGAGACUAAAGUGGCUCGACUCAGGCUGCUGCCACACAGAACUGGUCAGCUGAACAUUGUGGGUGUGGUGUACAACCUGGCCUCAGCCUCCUCUGGAGAGACGCCUCCCAGCACUGAAGGCCAGCAAACAUUGGAUUUGAUGGUGGUUCGUGGUAAACAGGACCUGAAGAUUCAGGGCCCACGACUUAACCAGACAAAAGAGGACAAGACAUUGGUACGGCAUGGACCCGAUCGACGUCUGGAUCCAAUCAUAACACCACCCAUGCCCCUGAUGGAGGUCUUCUUCCUACAGUUCCCGACUGCGCUGCUGUGUGGUGAGAUCAGGAAGGCAUAUGUUGAGUUCUGCAACGUCAGUGGUGUUCAGUUGUGUGGCCUGCGAGUGGCGUCCACACAUCCCGAUUUCUUCACCUUUGGCAGUCGGGCCACAACACCUCUCACACCCCUCAGCCCAACCUCAUCUGAAAACUGUUCUGCCUAUAAAACUUUGGCCACACCCCCUGGGGCCCAGCCAGGCUCAGUGGUGUCUGAGAUGUUGGUUUCAGCCGAGGAUUUCAGUCAGCUAUCUGGUGUGAUGGAAAUCCCAAUAGAUGGCAGCACCCUGCAACCAGGUGAAUCAACCCAGCUACCCCUCUGGCUCAGAGGACCGGAUCAGGAGGGAGUCCACGAAAUAAACUUCCUGUUCUAUUAUGAGAGCUCAGAGAAAGGAAUCAAAAUCAGUCAUCGGGUGUUACGUCACACAGUGUUUAUCUGUGCCAGCCGUUCUCUGAGUGUGCAGGCAUCAGCCUGUCGCAGCAGUGUCUCUCCACAUCAUGGUCUGGAUGACAAAGGCAGCAGUGGAACGCUGGUCUUUAUUGAUGUGGAGAACAUCAAUACGAGUGAAGCUGGUGUGCGUGAGUUCCACAUUGUCCAGGUGUCCAGCAGCAGUCAAAAUUGGCGCCUCUACAAGUGUAUCAACCCAGGCAAGGAUAAAGACUGUAAACUCACCAGCAGAGAGAGAGCCAAGUUGUGUUUCAAGGCCACACGGUGCAAACCCCACCAAGCCACCUCGGAUGCCGUAAAAAAAUACACCUUUGCAGACCUGAAUCUUGGCAAUGAACGGAUCAUCAGUUCAGCCACACCCUGUGGAGAUUUCUUCUUCCGUUCCUGUCGGCCCUCAGUGUCUCAGCAAGUAGAUGUGGCCUCAGCCAGGACAUCAUCCAGCAGCAAGACUCAGGGCUCUGUCCCUCCUAUGAAUAGAACCUCUGACAUCACCAAUAUGGUCAAGAAGUGUAAUGAGCUGGACCUCAACAUAAUCAUCAUCUGGAAGGCCUAUGUGAUCGAGGACAACAAACAGCUGAUCCUUGAGGGCCAACUCCAUGUGGCGCUGCAAACCAUCGGCAAAGAGGCGAGUUCUCUGACUUCCAAAGAGGAAGCUCAGGAGAUGGUGCUGUUCAAGUUUAAAUCAGAGCUGCCUCCUCCAGUCGUUCUGCCCUCUGCAGAACUGUCCCAACUUAUCAAAACCAACCUGCACUAUCCAGAGACCUACACACAUCCGUUUCUCCAGAAUAGUCUGUGUGUGGUGCCAGUUACUCUGACUCUGUCAAACUGCUCCUUGGCUCAAGUUGAUGUCGUCAUUGACUUGCGGCACAAAAGCACCAGCCCUGAGUCCCUGGAUGUCCACAGCUCGUUCACUUGGGUGGGUCAGACUCAGUACAAGCUGCAGCUGAAGCCUCAGGAAGUGCUGUGCCUGACUCUGCAAGCUUGUUUCCUCCAGGCAGGAGUCUACAACCUUAACACGCCGCGAGUCUUCGCCAAACCAGCUGAACAGGACUCCAUGUGUGAGACGAGUCAGCAGACUGCUAGUCCUGCUCUCAUCAUCAUCAACAAUGCCUGAGCAGAGCGUAACAUCCUGCUGACGGGAUGACCUGGAUUUUGUGGACAUUAAAACCACUGAGAGAGCCUGUCAGCUACUCAUCUACUCACACGACUCAACUUCUUGUUUUUGAUUAAUACUGGACAGAAACACAGAUGUUCUAUACCAAUCAGUAAAAUGCAAAAUGCUUAUUUAAAACAAACAGCUACAGUUUUCAGAGAUUGAUUAAACAAUGUUACAGAUAAAGUUGUUAGACUAUUUAGUUUCAUCAAUCAUACAAGAGUUAAACUUCUUACAUCAACAUGCAGGUUGAAACUAUACCAUCCAACCCACCACUCCUCUGUCUCCACCAACCCAGUUACACCCACCUGUCACCUGCAUCUCAAGCACCCAUGUGUUUGGAAGGACAUCUGACAGACAGAUGCUGGCGUUAGACCAGAAUGCUGACUCUAAACUAGUACAGUACCUGGAUACUGUGGCAAAAAACACUUAAAGCAAAGAAAAACUGCUGCCCUUGUUUUGAACACGGUGUUUUUCAACAUUGAGCCACGUCAUAAGAAUGCGCUCCUCACUUUGGGGUUAGCUCUCUGUAAUUUUGGUCAACCAGUUCUGCUGCACUGGCCUUUAGUUCCAGACUGUAACAUUGUGGACCGAUGCUGUCUGUUUUAAUAACUCAAAUCAACAAAUAUACUGAACUUUGGAGGACUCAGAUAUUAAAACGGACUGAACAGUAGCUUUGAAAUGUCAUUUACUCUGACAUGACAAAAGCUGUUUAUAUCCAGAAUAUUGUAUACCUUUCCAGCUGUCUCUACAGCUCCAGAGCCUCCAGCAUCUCCUGAAGUGCUCGACAAGAUGGAGGCUAACGACUGAACCCUGACGGUUUUACUGUUUGGUUUUCACUCAGUACAACAGACUACUUGUGUGCAUGCAGUUGAUUUUCUAGACUCCAGCCAAUCCAAUCAGUGUCUAACCUGUGUGUUUGACCUCACUAUAUUGUGAUCAGGCUCUUAUAUGCAUUGACUUGACUACUUUUCUGAAAAUUAUGUAUUAUAUUUAUAUAACAAAUUUGAUGUAAAUAGACAAUAAAAAUGUAACUAAUGCUACUGUAUGUAGUGUAAGAUACUGUCUGAUAUAUAGGCAGCAAAAAUGCGACAUUUAUAGAUAUUAAUUCUGUGACAGUUUUAGGUCUUCUGUAGAAAGUAUAUAGAAAUAAAAAACUACUACUCUACUGCUGGUGAAAUAUUAAGACAUAUGCUUAAAAGACUCACUCUUAGCUCUGCAACAAAUAAUGUUUUGGAAUUAUUGUCCAUGGCAGAAUAGUUCAUUGCAUUACAGGUUUAGAUUUGACAGAGUGCUAAUGUUUACUUGCACAUACAGACAAUUCGAAACAAAAGCCAUUGUUCCACUAAGGUCGUGUCUUUCAUAUAAUUUUUGUCAAUUUAGUUCUUUUAGUAACCUACAUUAUAGAAUUAAAUACACUCAGCCGUAACACUAAAACAGCUCUGACCCAUCAGCGUAGUGUGCUUUUAUUCUGUUGAAAGAGGCUAUUCCCAUCAGUGAAUACUGUUGCCAUGAAGGGGUGUACUUAGUCUGCAACAAUGUUUAGGUAGUUUUACACAUGUCAAAGUGACACGAAUGCAAGAACCCAAGGUUUCACAGCAGAACAUUGCACUGUCUGCCGGCUUGCCUUCUUCCCAUUGUGCACCCUGGUUCCAUCUCUUCCCCAGGUAAACGAUGCAAAUGCACCUGACCAUCCAUAUGAUCUAAAAGAAAACAUUAUUCAUCACCGUUCACCACGCCCCUUCUUCCAUUGCUCCAUAGUCCAGUUCUGACACUCAAGUGCUCAUUCUAGAUACUUCAGCAGUGGACAGUGGUCAUUAUUGUCAUAAAGAACUGACUGCUCAUUUGCUGCCUAAUAUUCCCCACCCCUUUUACAGGAGCCAUUUUAAUUAAAUAAUCAAUGUUAUUCACUUUGCCUGCCAGUGCUUUCAAUAUUUUUAGAGACAGCAUAUUUAAGUGGGCUGUGAAUAUUUUAGGGCAAAAAUCAAAUCAAUGAAGGAAGUAUUCCCCAUGCAGAAUUUGUUGCAGGCAGUGUAGGUACGAACAUGAAACAGACUUUCAGGGUGGAUAUUAGUAAGUAAUUAGUCAAAUUAACAAGUUAAAAUUCAGGGGAAUAAAAUAUGAACAAAUCAAUUAAGAAUUCAUGAAAAUGUCUGGGGAAAAUGUUCUCAGAAUGGGUUGUGUUGGGGACUUUCUGAAAGCUCAGCUGCAGCCUUGCUUAUGUAUAUAACAAUGUUUAUGUAUAAAAACUAUAUGUUGUUGGAAUAAAAAUCUUAUAUACAAAUAAAAAACGUUGACAUUAAAGUAUAAUGACAAGGAAUUUGACACAGUAGCUCUCAAUACAUUCACACAGAGUCAAGAACAAUGUAGAAUAAAUGAAAUACACAUGUCGACCCAAACAAAACUAUUACUGUAUGUUCAUACUGUAGUUAUGAAAACUACUGUAUAUAGGUGGGAGGGUGUAAUGAAUGCAAAAUGUGUUUAGGGACCAGUACUAGGGACUUAAGGGGACUGAGUCACAGAGUGACAGACAAGUAACAGAUUCAACUCAAGUGUAGUCUAUAAUUCCCAAUUUAUUUUAUUUUUGUAUUCGUUUUUUGAUUCAGCAUCUGCUUA